AUGCGGUUUAGGGGGCAACUCACGAAUAUCGGUACCUUUACUAAAUUUACAGCGUCCCUUGCCUCCCUGGGGAAAAUAUGCUGGGUACGACUUGAAGAAGACGCCGUGCGUUUCACCAUCAUCCCCGACCAGGGAACACAAGUUUGGGCACAGUUACCUAUUGAAACCAUUUUCGAUUCCUACACCUUAUCAGCCGCGGCAGAAGUGAUUAACCUAGAAGUUCCAAUCGCCGCUCUCCACCGCGCUCUCAGAUCAGCAACAGACGCCACUUCAGCAGCCCUGCGCUUAACGAAAAAAGGAUCCCAGCCAGUGCUGGCCUUGACAGUCGUGACUUCUUCGUGGACGGAUGGCAAAAACGCCCUUGGUAUCACCGCCGGCCCCGGGUCUCAAACCAGAGAUAAUGACGAACACGCAACGAACCCGACAGCACUUGAAGGGAUCCAGCUUGGGGCCCGAGAGCGGGAAACCUUGGUUACCCAGGAAAUCCCCGUUCGCGUGCUCCACCCGUCGGUCGUGGAGACACUGCAUGAACCGCGCUGCCGUGAGCCAGACGUUCACAUCGUGCUCCCUAGUUUGAUUCAAUUGAAAAGUAUAUCAGAGAGGUUUACGAAGCUAGCAACUGACACGAUGCGAGUUAGCAGCGCCACAAUGGUCGGUGGUGUUAAUUCAAGUCCCAAAUUGGAACUGGGCGCAAACAUGCAUGGUUCAUUAAAACUCGGAAUUGCUACCGACACAUUGAAAAUUUCUAGCGUGUGGACCGGGUUGGUGAAUCCGGAACUUGAUCCUGCCCAGGUAUCUCAGGAUGAAGCCGGGCAACGACCUAGUGAACGUAUGAGGGAGCUUGGGGGAGAGCAUGGUGAGAAUGAGGAGGGAUGGGCGACUGUUAAAAUUGAUGGGAAAGACUGGGGACGAGUGCUAAGUGUUGGACGGUUGAGUCCUAGAGUCGUGGCUUGCUUCAUUCAUAACACCGCCUUAAUUCUCUAUGUCUAUCUCCAGAAUAGCUGGAGUGGAGAUGAAUCGUGCCUAACCCAUUUUUGGGGAACCGCCCUACCAGGCCGUGGUAUACACCUCAAACGACCGGGGAAGAAUUGGUUAGAGCUAUCCCAAGAGCGAAAGAUCAUUGGCGGAAAAAGGGAACGUAAUCUAAAUGAAGUUACAUACUUGGAAAUUGCAAAAGGCUUAUAA
Messenger RNA from Uncinocarpus reesii 1704, 1185 nucleotides. RefSeq names its product NUV101 protein. The transcript has 5 exons. Gene Ontology annotation, biological process: double-strand break repair via homologous recombination; nucleotide-excision repair; mitotic intra-S DNA damage checkpoint signaling. Gene Ontology annotation, cellular component: checkpoint clamp complex; nucleolus; site of double-strand break. The record is from RefSeq and is a predicted model, not a curated record. NCBI's taxonomy places the organism in Eukaryota, Fungi, Ascomycota, Eurotiomycetes, Onygenales, Onygenaceae. The coding region runs from base 1 to 1185 and encodes 394 amino acids.